Molecule: messenger RNA, 1029 nt
Organism: Hyposmocoma kahamanoa
Lineage: Eukaryota; Metazoa; Arthropoda; Insecta; Lepidoptera; Cosmopterigidae
Exons: 6
Coding region: 1-807 (268 amino acids)
Source: RefSeq, a predicted model, not a curated record
AUGGAGAGACGCAAAGCAAGUCCUGAGCAAUUGAAUAUGCUUCUGCAGUUUUUGGAGCAAGACAAAGAACUGGCUGUAGGGAAAUUUACAGGACUAGAGGGCAGGAUACGCCAAACAAACGCUUGGAUCAAGAUUACGGAAAAACUUAAUGCGAAUUCAGGUUUUGGCUCCGGUGCUAUAAAGACUCCUGAUAAAUGGCAACAAACAUGGAGAGACUGGAAAUCGAAUGUGAAGAAAAAAGCAUUCAAAAUCCGUAAAAAUCGUUUUACACCAGGUUGUAAUUCAAAUGCUCAACUGACAGAAGCUGAAGAGAAGAUAUUGAGACUGAUCUGCACUAAUACUUCUGUAUUUGGGUUAUCAGGAGUACCUGAAACUACUAUCAAUGGAAACACUAUGGUGUCAGCUCCAAGCAAUGCAACAGCUGAUGAUCUAUGUGGAGCUGAUCCAACAAGUACAAUGAAAUGGUCAACAGACCACCAUUUUAAUCCAACAGAGUUAGAAAUGAGCCUUGAAGGGGGAGUGGUAAUGGAUCCUGACACAGCUCUUGGAUCAAAUGAGGUAUCUUCAGCCCCUACUGCUAGUAAACCAUUGUGGAAGAGGAAUAGACCUGUUCGACUUGUUCACGAUAGACUUUUAAAUCUAGAAGAAGAGAGAAUAAGAAUUGAAAAACAGAAGCUACUUGAGAAAAAAAGGUGCAACAAUAUUAGACUGAAAAUGGAGAAAGAUAGAAUUGAGAUUGAGAGACACAGAAAUGUCUUAUUGGAAAAGCUAUUAGUUGCUGUAGAAGCUGUGGCACAUCGACAAUAAUAUUGAAUCAAUUUAUUGUGAAUGCUGAUUGAAUUUGGAUCCACGCAGUUUCACGGACAAUUUAAAAGUGUUAUAUUUUAGAGAAAAAUUAUUGUUUCCGAUGCGGAGUCACGACUCCAGCUCUUCUGCCGAAAUAAAAAAAAACAUACAAUUUUGUAGAAACAAACACUUGACGAAAUCUCAAGCAGGCUGAAUAAAAUUAUAUUAAAGUAGUUUUGAAGU